AAAGUCUGCGUACGGGAACUUGAUACAUAUUUUAAAGUGCAACCCCAGAUUCGCUUCGAUUUUUAUGGAGCUCUAGUGUUUUAAAAGACAUCUGUGUAUCAAGUUUUUCUUUAACGUUCCAUCCGGUCAGUUGUGAAUAAAAAAUCACUUUCACAAUAUUUUGGAAAACAUCUGUGGAAGUGUUUUGCAUUCAUACAAAUGAUACAUGUAAUGUGUAUAUAAACAAAACAAAAAUGGAUAAGUGUAUUAUUGGAUUAUUUACAAAUUCUGAGUGUCAUAAGAACACAUUUUCUAAUAGACAGUGUUUUCACAGCUUUAAAGACUUGAGUGAAAAUGAGAUCUUACUUUUGAAGUAUCGAUUACUAAAUAAUCAAUUUGGUGAUCAGACAUCAGAUGACCAAAUUUGUGAUUUCCAUAAACUCCGAUAUUUAGAUUAUUACUCUCAUCAUAAGCGAAAAUGUUGUGACCCUCUAAACAAACAUAAAAAAAUGAUGACUUCAAACCUUCGAAUGAUAAGUUUAGAAACUGCUCAGUACAUCAACAAUGUUUUAUCUAAGGUAUUUCCUAUAAGUUUAAUUCCAGGAGAAAAAAUAUGUAGACCGUGUGAUCAAACACUUCUCAAAAUGUAUCAGGAACAUGUGGGGAGUGUAGAAUCAACAGAAUCAGAAAACAAUACAGGCAGUAUCGAAGAAAUUGUCCAAUCGCAAGGGACUACAACAAUCACUUCAAGUGGAUCAAUAUCAACCUGAAAGUCAAGGAAUAGAAGAUAUCAAUAACAUAUUGAUCGGACUUGAUAUAGAUCCUCUGGAAAAGAACAAAAUGUCUGCCAAACGCUUUGAGAAAAGAACGAAAGAAUUAUUGCACGAGGUGUCACAAAAAAUAGCCGAAAAAAUAAAUAGAGUUUACGGCUUGAAUAUUAAAAUAUUCAAUAAUACUGUAACAGAAAACUUGGUCGAAGAUAGUAAAUCCCUAAGAGAUAUUAUUCAUUCGCUACAAGAUAAAUUUAACAAUGCAGACACAAUUGGAGAAAAAGUUCAACUUCUUUCUAUUUUACCACAAGCUUGGGAAUUUAAAGAUGUUAAGAAGUAUUUCAACUGCACAAAUUAUAUAUUCCGGGAAUAUAGAAAAUCUAAACAAACACAUGGUGACUCAACAGUUCGAAAAAGGAAAAAAUAUUGGAAGGUUUCAAACGCUAUGCGAGAAACGAUUACAAAUUAUUAUUUGGAUGAAAGGAAUUGCUAUAUUUGCCCUGGCAUCAAACAGUAUAAGAGAAAACGCUGUCAUAAUUCCGGACAAGAGGAGCUUGUUCAAAAAAAAAUGUUAUUAUACACGCUUCGAGAUUUAUACCAAAAUUUCAUUAAUGAUUACUCAGGUGACGAACGUUUGCCAAAGUUUUCAUUUUUCGCUUCCCUGAAAUCAGAAGAAUGCAUUUUCGCUGGUGACCCUGGUACCCAUGAAAUAUGUGUGUGUGCCGAACAUGAAAACAUCGCACUGAAAUUAUGUGCUUUCACAAAUGAAAUCAAAUCCAGAGAUUUAAUUGCCGCCUCUGUUUGUGAUGAUGAAAGCUCAAAUUGUAUGUUACAUAAGUGUAAACAUUGUCCUGGAAUAGAAGGAAUGAAAAAUUUGAUGGCCAGAAUGAGCAUUACUGUGGGAAGUGAUACAAUCGAGUAUAAGCAUUGGGAUACCGUAGGGAGUAGAGCUUCCUUAGGACAGCGUAGCGAAACUAAAUCCAAUUUUCUCAGCAAUUUAUUCUCCGAUAUCUGGAAAUUAACCGCACACUCUUACAUCGCAAUUUCACAAAAAAACUAUUUGUAUUAUUGUAAGGACACACUGAAAUCUGACACCUGUAUUAUAACCAUGGACUUCGCCGAAAAUUACUCGUUUAUAAUACAAAGAUCAGUCCAAGCAUUUUAUUAUAAUAAUUUGCAAGCAACAGUCCAUCCCUUUAGUGUAUAUUAUAAGGAUCCACGCGGAGAUGAUAAGGAACAAAUACAGCAAAAGAGUUUUUGUGUGAUAAGUGACACGAAAGAUCACUUUGCAUAUACAAUCCAUGCUUUCCAAAACAAAUUGCUAGAAAUUCUUAAAAAUGAGUUUCCAUGGAUUAAGAAUGUUAUUUAUUUCUCUGAUGGAGCACCAAGCCAGUAUAAAAAUAAGUAAGAUAUUCGGAAAUUUUUGAAAAUUUUUUAGAAAAAAUUAUGUGCCCCUGCGUUAUAUACAAUUUUUGAUGACCAAGCAAUUCAUCCUGUUAUUAUUGAUGUGAUUUCAAUUUUUUCCAAUUAUUGAUUCAGGAACAACUUGAUCAACGUCUGCUAUCACAAAUCGGAUUUUGACAUGAAAGUUCUCUCUUACAAUUUUUUCGCUGCAAGCCAUGGGAAAAGCGUAUGUGAUGGUAUUGGAGCAGUUGUUAAAAGAACAACAAUGAGACAUUGCAUUAGAUCACCUCCGGAGACACAAAUAACCAAUCCGCUAGAAAUGUACGAGUACGUUUCUGAGACAAUAACGAACAUAAGAGCCAUUUGGGUCCCUGAUACUGAUGUGCAACGAAGUCGGAGACUUUUAAAAAACGAUUUGACAGCGUUUCAACAAUCAAGGACACAAGAUUGCAUCAUUGUUAC
Venturia canescens is the source of this 2615-nucleotide messenger RNA. RefSeq lists its product as uncharacterized. The transcript has 3 exons. Lineage: Eukaryota; Metazoa; Arthropoda; Insecta; Hymenoptera; Ichneumonidae. The record is from RefSeq and is a predicted model, not a curated record. Bases 820 to 2157 code for a protein of 445 amino acids.